This is a messenger RNA of Talaromyces marneffei, 1716 nucleotides long. RefSeq lists its product as uncharacterized. Lineage: Eukaryota; Fungi; Ascomycota; Eurotiomycetes; Eurotiales; Trichocomaceae. The record is from RefSeq and is a predicted model, not a curated record. The coding region runs from base 1 to 1716 and encodes 571 amino acids. The transcript has 5 exons.
AUGGGACAGUCAACUUCACUGCGGCUUCUAGCUGCUGCAGUUUUUCUGCUCAUCGCAGUCGCAACCGCUCGUCCGGACGGUUCUCACAGCCAUGAAGGGAUGGGAGGCGAGGAUAUGGGUAUGGACAUGAGCCAGAAGGAUUCCAUGUCGAAACCAGUGGAGGAUUGGGAGCUCAGCUACUGGGCUUAUGGUGAAUACAGCGCGUCGAUAACGGCUCACAUUGUUCUCGAGGUGCUUGCUUGGUGUUUUGUCUUGCCUGUUGCCGUGAUGCUGAGUGUCGCGCAUUCGCGAUUCACCAUCCCAGCUCAAUUCGUCUUUUUGAUUGUGAAUGGCGUCGCCUUGUUCUUCGGUCUGGUCUACAACGCAUCUACACCCGAUCUGUAUCUGAACAACGCGCAUCACAAAAUCGGCUGGAUUGCAAGCUCCGUGGUAGUUGCGCAAUUCGUUAUUGGCAUCAUCUACGCUUACUCGGGUCGGCGCACCAAGAACGUGACCUCGCAGUAUCAGCGCGCAACAUUUUUCCCGGUUUCAACUGAGAAUAUGAUGGAGCACCAGCAAUUGUACACUCCUGUGGCUGAGUAUCGCUGGUCUGGCGAUAGCGGCCAGGGGACUAGCUGUCCAACAUCCCCAGAUGAAGAACACCACCACAACUUGACCAAGCCUGAAGAGGAAGACGACGUCGAGGUGCCUACUCCGCUUUCUCGUGGUUGGUUGCGCAGUGCGUUCUUGGACGGCUUUUUCGCAAGUCGCGUGCCUGGUUUGGUCUCGAACAAGGUUUUGCGCGGAUUGCGCCUGGUCUACAACAUCAUAGAUCGCAUAAUUCUGCCUUUUGGAUUCAUUGCCUUGACUUCCGGUGCCGUCACUUACGGCGGUAUUUUCAAAGCGCACAGUAUUUUCAGCGGUCUUGCUCACUUCAUCAAGGGCGGUAUUUUCUUUUGGUACGGACUGGUCGUUCUAGGACGAUACAUGGGCUGCUGGGCCAACUGGGGUUGGUCGUGGAACUUGAAGCCGGCCAACUCACGUGCUCCUACUGGAGAAUUUGUUGAAUCAGCCCUGAUUUUCACCUAUGGUUCUACCAAUGUCUUUUUGGAGCAUCUCGGUAGCUGGGGUCAGGCAUGGAGUCCCCAGGAUCUUGAGCACGUUUCCAUCUCGGUGAUGUUCUUUGGUGCUGGAUUGUGUGGUAUGCUCCUUGAAUCCAAGCGAGUACGAAGCUGGUUGAAGCAAAGCAUUGUCGGCGCCUCUCGCAACCAAUCCAACGAAGACGAAGAGCCAUCGAGCGUCUCUUUCAACCCGAUGCCGGCAUUGAUCAUCUUCUUGCUUGGUAUGAUGAUGGGUGGACACCAACAGCAACAAAUGGUCUCGACAAUGGUCCACAAACAAUGGGGUUCCCUUCUCUCUGGUGCUGCCAUGGCGCGUGGUGCCACCUAUGCCUUGACUUAUGUCCGCCCACCAACUUCGUAUCUUCCCGCUCGCCCACCCACUGAGUUGAUUGGUGCCUUUUGCUUAAUUUCCGGUGGUCUGAUCUUUAUGCUUAGUGCCUCCGAUAUCAUGGACGUGAUGGUGUGGUACGAUCUCGACGCCAUGUUCACCUUCAACGUCGCCAUCGGUCUCAGCUGCUUCAUCAUGGCCUGGGAAAUCGUCGUCCUUGCCAUCAAAGCCUGGGCCGUUAAGAAAGAAAACUCCCAAUCGCACGCUCGAUCGUGGUCCUCCGCUUGA